CUUGUUCUUCAACAUGACAAGAACCAUUUAAUAGGAUAAAAUGAAAGAAAUGUAAUUCAAUGCAUGAGAUAUGCAGCAUUCGAAGAAUAAUAAAGCACUCUUGGUUACAGCAUGCGAGAGAAGAGGAUAGUUUUGUCCUAGAAAGAAGGGUCAAAUUUUAUGUUUGAAAAUCUCACCUACCCAACGGAAGGCAUCCAGUCGCCUGAGAAGAAACCGAAAGUGAGAGGAUGGACGACCGGGAUUUGCCCGGUGGUGGGAUGCACACAACACACCGUAGGUCUUGAGCUAUGAUCACUGUUCUUCACUUUGGUGCAACGAGGUACACCUGUUCUUGCUUAAUGAGCAGGCCUCCAUGUCGCGGAGUGCAUUCACUGCCUAGGCUGAAGCAACUGUUUGAGAAAGCACCGUCGCCGUCCAAUUCUUCUUCAUGGGUGGCUGCCAUGAAAGGAGCUUCAUCCCCUCUUGAAGCAUUGGGCUUUUACGCCCACAUGCACCGACAGGGUGUGCUCCCCAACAGCUUCCUUUGCCUCUUGGUCCUCAAAUACUGCACUGCUCUAUCCCACCCCUACAUGAUUCUCCACUUCCAUGCCCACUUUCUCAAGAUCGCUCUCCAUGGUCAUCUCUACGUUGGUACCGCACUCGUCAAUGCUUAUGCAAGUUGUAACAGGAUUGCGGAUGCUCAGAAAAUGUUCGACGAAAUGUCCGCAAGAAACACUGUCACAUGGAACACCUUGAUCACUGGAUAUUCCAAAUGUGGGGACAUUGAAACGGCAUGGUUGGUAUUUGACGCCGUACCGGAAAGGAAUGUGGAGUCUUGGUCUGCUAUAAUUUCGGGGCAUAUGAGAGUUAGUAGGUGGGCUCAAGGCCUUGAACUUUUCAGGGAGAUGCAGUUGGCUGGUGUCAAGCCUGAUAAGGUGGCCCUCAUAAAUGUGCUGUCUGCUUGUGCUCAGGUUGGUAGCAUGGGGCUCGGCAUGUGGAUCCAUGCCUACAUUCAGAAAAAUGGUUUUGAGUUACGAGUUGAGCUUGGAACGGCGUUAGUUGACAUGUAUGCAAAAUGUGGGUUCAUAGAUGGUGCUCAGCAGGUGUUCGGUUUGAUGCCUGAGAAGAACAUAAUGACAUGGAGUGCCAUGAUCAGUGGGUUGGCCAUGCAUGGAUGUGGCAAAGAGGCUCUUGACCUGUUCCAGGAGAUGCAAGCAGCUGGGGUCAGACCAAAUGGAUUUACAUUAACUGGAGUUCUAAGCGCAUGUAGCCAUGCAGGUUUGGUCGGGGAAGGCAAGAAGUUCUUUCAUAACAUGACUAAGCAGUAUGGGGUGAUACCCAGAAUCGAACAUUAUGGCUGCCUGGUUGAUCUCCUCAGCCGGUCUGGGCUGCUCGAUGAAGCAUAUGACCUGGUCAAGUCUAUGAGAAUGAAACCCAACAUUGUUGUUUGGGGAGCUCUUCUUGGUGGUUGCAAGAUCCAUAAACAGAUUCAACUUGGGGAGCACAUAAUUGAGCACAUUUUGCAGCAGCAACUAGUGAACCCUGAAGAUAAUGGUGGCGUAUAUGCUUUGAUCUGCAACAUGUACGCUGCAUUUGGCAACUGGAAGGAUGCAGAAAGGAUGCGACACAUGAUUAAAAUAAAACAAGUUAAAAGGACUCCAGGUUCAAGCCUGAUUGAGGUGGGGGACAUGGUUCAUGAGUUUGUUGUAGCAGACAAGUUGCAUCCCCAGAGACAGGAAAUCCUUGAGAUGCUUGGUGAGAUCUUUCAGCAACUUGAAGCAAUUGGAUACCGAGCAAACACCUCACCUGUGUUCUAUGAUAUAGAGGAAGAAGAGAAGGAAUGUGCUAUUAGGUACCACAGCGAAAAAUUGGCUAUUGCUUUUGCUCUAAUGAGUUUGUGUUCAGACGUUUCUGUCAGGAUUGUGAAGAACCUGAGAAUUUGUGACGAUUGUCACAACUUUGCUAAGUCUGUUUCGGAAGUGUAUGGCCGAGAAAUAAUUAUAAGGGAUAAAGCUAGGUUUCAUCAUUUCAAACAGGGUUCAUGUUCGUGCAUGGACUACUGGUGACUGACAAUAGACAAAGAACUCAUGGUCUCAAAGUUUCAAAGCUCAUUUGUCACUGAUCAGUAGAACAGAACGUGCCGUAAUUUUGCUAUAGCAUUCAGUAAAGAACAAGCUUGCCUUCAUAUACCAUAUCAGUCAUUCAAGAAUGGGGAUCCACCUGCGUGAGCAACCCAACUUUUGAUAUAGAUUUCCUUUAAUACAGCCAUAUCGAUAAAUGGGAUAAGUAUAUAUAGGCAGCUCAAAUUUCAGUUCUUUGCAUCUGCUUUUCCUCUUUGGAAGUAUUGGGAUAUUAUAACGGCAAACUUCUAAAGGGUCCUGUCUGCAAGGAGGAGUUCCGCCAAAUGUACAUGGCCAGAAUGUAUAUUCUCCUGGUCAACUUUGUUUCAAGCAUCUGGAAUCCGGAUAUGGAACAUCAAAGUAUUUGGGCAUGAUAUCACAAAAUGAAAAAAAUGGAAGGUUAAGAUACCAUAUGAAGUGGAUGCUUGGUGAUAUAUAACCAUCCUCUUCAUGUGUCCCCUUUGCUGGCUUAAGCUGGAGGUUUAUAAAGGACACAGAAGGCAGGAUACACGCAGAACUAGAAACAGGAUUCUCGAUGAGUGGUGUCUUUCUAUUUCAGCAAUUAUUAGCCUCUAACUUCAUGAAUAUACCAUUGUCCAAACUCCAAAGGAAUGAUCUGGCUAGAAAUUACUGGAGGAAGCUCCAUAGAGCAUUCCUGAGACUGCCGGUACUCAUUCAUCCAUGAUCAAUGAGGCAGUACAGCUGCAGAAAAAGAGUUAGCAAGAUCUGAUUCGUUUGCAGCUUGAAGCUACAAAAGUUUUCACAUCAAAUAUUCAUUAAUGAAGGCUCUAGAGCGAAACAAUUCUGAGGCUCUGCAUCUACUUGUUCCCCCAGCUUGUCUAUUAAAAGGUACAACGAGGUAUUGACGCAUAUAUGCAACCGCAAAUGAUGAUACUUCUUGCGUAUGGGAUGGUAGCCAUAGAGAGAGCUUGUUUUGGAUUAAGAAUGAGCAAAUUUAGAUGGUUCUAUCACCGGAGUCAGCAUUAGCAAAAAGUAAAUAGUACAAAUGGAAACCGCAGUAGUGCUUGCUUUUAUUUUAAAAGCCCUUGCAAGCUGAUCCUCUAGGCCUUUGUCCCUUCGUGGCCAAGUGUGAAAUUUAAAGAUGGUUAUAAACCAAAGCUAAAGCAGAAACGUACAAAAGUUUCCAGUUCCUGCUACACCGUUGAUAUGAUCACAGUAGUGCAAGUUACUUGCUGAGGAAAGAUAAUCCUCUUUUGUACUGGUUUCUUUCUUUCCUUUUUUCAUUUCAAUGUUAAGAACUGGGCUUAGCAGAUUGCAGCAAGUUAUGUAAAGAAAUAUAUCUCGAGUGUUGAACAUUAUGCCUCUACCUUAAAGGUUAUUAAGUCUAA
Molecule: messenger RNA, 3448 nt
Organism: Nymphaea colorata (pocket water lily)
Lineage: Eukaryota; Viridiplantae; Streptophyta; Magnoliopsida; Nymphaeales; Nymphaeaceae
Product: pentatricopeptide repeat-containing protein At3g62890-like
Exons: 3
Coding region: 288-2045 (585 amino acids)
Biological process (GO): RNA modification
Molecular function (GO): RNA binding; zinc ion binding; protein binding
Source: RefSeq, a predicted model, not a curated record